AUGGAAGACAUUUCAAAUAUAAUUGAAGACCAACGUGGGUUAUUAGACAAUUUAAAACGAACAUCUAAGAGGUUUGAUAGUAAAUCUAGGGUUCUAAAGACACGAGGUUAUGUUCAAACCAUUUUGGAAGCUAUAGAAUCAGUAUGUCAGCAGUUUACAGAUACACACUACCAUCUUAUUAGUUUAAUUCGAGAAAGGUCCAUUAGGUCAGAUGAGGUACCCUAUUUUUCUGAGGAAAUUUUUGAGGAAUUCCAAGAUUUCUUUCAAAUGUUUAAAGGAAGAUUGCUAGAUAUUAAUGCUGAGACUCAGCAACCUCAUUCGCCUAUAUUUCACUCAAGCACAUUUCACGCAUCAACAUCUAGGCAAAAUACGACAAUACCAGCUGAAGCACGAUUGCCCAAAAUUGAUAUACCGAACUUUUCUGGAGACUACCUGUCUUGGAUCUCAUAUAGAGAUAUGUUCGUAUCAUUAGUACAUAGUAAUGUGUCACUAUCAAAGAUACAGAAAUAUUAUUUCCUUAAGGGUUCUUGCUCUGGUACUCCACUAGACAUUGUUAAUGAAUAUCCAGCUUCUGAGGAAAAUUACGAAUUAGCAUGGGAUGCUCUUAAUAUGCGUUAUCACAAUCAUAGGAAAAUUGUUAGCACUCUAUUAUCUAAACUGUUCUCAAUUCCGAAUUCCAAUGGUACUGCCGAAAGUAUACAGAAUAUUUUGGAUACUACACGCAAUUGUUUAGCUCUACUAAAUACUUUAGGAGUCACAAAGGAAACCUAUGAUGCAAUUAUAAUACACAUCACAGUUAAUCGCCUUGACGUUCAAACAAGAAAGGAGUGGGAACAGUCGCUUAAAGCCACAGUAGAAAUUCCUAAGAUCAGCGAACUUUUUAGUUUUUUGGAAACAUCGUUUAGGACACUUGAAUCUCUCGCUGAACCUACUCAGUCAAUUUCGCGUGUAAAGACAUACCCAAACUCUAGAAAUAAUUUUCGUAGAAAUAUCCAUAUAACAACUUCGAACGAUGAUAGCAAUUGCCCAUGCUGCAACAGACGUCAUUUCUUAUACAAAUGUUUUAAAUUUAUAUCUAUGGCAUCGAACGAAAAACGUGAACUUAUGAAAACCAAACGAAUUUGUCAUAAUUGUUUGAAUGUUGGUCACUUUAGUCGCGAAUGCCGCUCAACAGCUCGUUGCCAGACAUGCCAACAAAAACACCACACCAUAGUUCAUAAUGAAUUUACAACAUCAGCGUCUACGGACCAAAUAUCGUCUAAUAGAUCAGAGACAACAGAGAACUCUUCCAAUAUUGCAAUACACUGUAGUGCACUCGCAAAACCUCAAGUUUUAUUAGCCACAAUGCGAGUUAGUGUUAAAACAUACUAUGGAACUUUUUCCCUCAGGGCAAUGUUAGACCACUGUGCCCAAGCCACACUUAUUACUGAAAAUGCAUCACAAACUUUAAGAUUACAGUCGUUUAAAACAUUUGCUCAAAUUAGUGGAGUUUGUAAAAAUAAAUCUAUUACUACUCAUAAAUAUGUAAAUUUAGUACUGCAAUCUAGAACAGAACCUAGUUUUGAAUUGAAAUGUAGUGCUCUUGUUGUACCGUCCAUCACACAUUACCAACCUAUACCAACAAAUAAGGGAAAACUUCCAAAUAUCGAUAAUUUUCAAUUAGCUGACCCAGAAUUCUUAAAUCCUGGAGAAAUUGAUUUACUACUGGGUGGAGAUGUUUAUGGUGAGAUAAUUUUACCCGAUCAAAAGAAAUUUGAAAAUAGUAUUUUCUUACAGUACACCCACUUUGGUUGGAUUGUAUCUGGACCCACUUCUAAAUUCGUUUAUAGUGACCUCAUUAAUGUGAAUAUUUGCUCAUUAGAAGAACAAUUAAAGGCCUUCUGGCUUCAAGAAGAAUUACUAGAAAAGAGAAAGAGGACAGAAGAAGAAGAACUUUGUGAAAGAUAUUUUAAAGCAACAACAACAAGAGAUAACACGGGUCGAUACAAAGUUUCUUUGCCGUUUAAAAAUAUAAUUAAAGGUGAACCAAUGCCAAUAUUUAGUAUGACUGAUUAUAGCGCACUUUCACGAUUGAAAAAUAUAGAAGCAAAAUGUAAACAAAAUCCUAAAUUUGGGGACGCUUAUUAUAAAUUUAUGACUGAAUAUGAAAACUUAGAUCACAUGAAAGCGGUUGGUGUAUAUCCCAAUGAUUUGGAAAGAAAUUGCUACUUUUUACCACACCAUGGAGUUUGGAGGGAAAGUAGUUCCACAACGAAAUUAAGAGUGGUGUUUGACGGUAGCGCUAAAAAUUGUACAAAAUCAUCAUUAAAUGAUGAAUUGGCUGCAGGGCCAGCACUUCAAAAUGAUUUACCUACUACUGUUAUACGUUGGAGACGUUUUAAAGUUGGCUUUCGAUCAGACUUAGAAAAAAUGUUUCGCCAAAUUAAUGUUAUAAAUGACCACCAAAAGUACCAACAAAUAUUGUGGCGUAAAAAUACCAAUAGUGAUAUCAAUAUCUACAAAUUAUCGACAGUUACCUACGGUACAACUUCUGCCCCUUUUCUGUCUAUGAGAGUACUACAUCAAUUAGCAGAAGAUGAGAUUGAAAAUUAUCCAACAGCAAGUAAAGUGCUCAUCUCUGAUACUUACGUUGAUGAUAUAAUUUCAGGUGCUGAUAAUUACGAUGAAGCUAUUCUGCUACAACAACAGUUGUCCAAAAUGUUAAAAAAGGGCGGUUUUACGCUAAGAAAGUGGAUCUCUAAUGACAGACAAUUUAUUAGUAGUAUACCUUUUGAAUAUAGAGAGAUUAAGGACGUAUUUGAAAUAGAUAAAACCGACAGUGUUAAAGCUCUUGGUCUGGAAUGGAAUGUCACCACAGACUCCUUCUCUUUUAAAGUUAACUUUAAGCGUAAUGAUACAGUAACCAAAAGAAGUAUACUUUCUGAUGCUGCAAAAUUAUAUGAUCCGUUAGGGUGGCUGUCCCCAUCAACAAUUAAGGCAAAGAUAAUGUUUCAAAGGCUGUGGUUGUUAGGAGUAGACUGGAAUGACCCCCUUCCUAAACAUAUAGUAUCCGAAUGGCUAACAUAUAUGGAAAAUUUAAAAGGAUUAGAAAUUAUUAAAAUACCUAGAUGGAUCGGAUUAGUUAAAACAGCUAAACUUGAGCUACACGCAUUUAGUGAUGCGUCCACAUUAGCGUUUUCAGCCGUAGUUUAUUCUAAAGUUACUGAUGUUGAAGGUAAUUCCGUAAUAAGUCUCCUACAAGCUAAAACAAAAGUAAGUCCUCUUAAAAGACUAUCUAUUCCAAGGCUAGAAUUAUGUGGCGCUACACUUUUAGUCAAGUUAGUUAAUAAAAUCCACACAAAAUUUGAACAUAAAAUUGAUAAUAUCACUUAUUGGACUGACAAUACAACCGUUUUAUGCUGGAUAAGAGGUCAAUCUUCGAAAUGGACAGUUUACGUUGGUAAUAGAGUAGCUGAUAUUCAAAGGUUUUCAAACGCAGAGCAGUGGAAAUAUAUAGCAUCCAAUGAGAAUCCUGCCGAUUGUGCGUCCAGAGGCAUACUCCCAAGCGAUCUUGCUAAAAAUGAUAUGUGGUGGACGGGCCCUAAAUGGUUGAAAGAGAACAUACAAAACUGGCCAAUACAACCCUCGUUAAAUUAUGAAACUACUGAGGAAAUAUCUAAGUCAUAUUUAACAAUAAAUGCUUCAACUAAUACAACUGUUAAAAUUAAAUAUCCAUAUAUAUUUCAACUCUAUUCGUCUUUAGAAAAACUUGUUAGAAUAACCUCUUAUAUUUAUCGAUUUCAAUAUAACAUAAUGAUUCAAAAACGACAUAAACAAAAUCAAGCAAUAGAUAAAUGUAAGAUGACUGGUUUUCUCACCACAACUGAACAAAGAGCUUCACUUCAAAAACUUGUUGUAAUAUCUCAAAAUGUUGAUUUUUUGGACGAAAUAAGUGAAUUACAAAAAUAUGGAAAGCUAUCGGUCAAUAAUCACCUUUCACGCUUGUGUCCAUUUAUUGACUCUGAGAAUAUAUUACGUGUGGGAGGACGGUUACAAAAUUCUAAUUUGGCUUAUUCUUCAAAACAUCCAAUUUUGCUUAAAAAACAAAACCCAAUGUCAACUCUUAUAUUUACAGAUGCGCAUAUAAAAACCUUGCAUGGGUCUCUUUUACAGAUGCAAUCGUACGUAGCGAGAAAGUACUGGAUUUUAUAUGGUAGAAAUUUGGCAAAAAUGGUAAUACGAUGUUGCACAAAGUGUUUCAAAUAUAACGCUAAAGCAUCACAACAAAUGAUGGGUAACCUGCCUACUGUACGUUUAACGCCUACUCGUCCAUUUAAACAUAGCGGCGUCGAUUAUGCAGGACCCAUAAUUAUCAAACAGUCAACUGCGAGAAAUGCGGUUACAACGAAAGGGUACAUAUGUCUCUUUAUUUGUAUGGUCACAAAGGCAUUACACUUAGAAGCCGUUACGAGUCUGUCAACGGAAGCAUUCUUGGCUGCAUUCCGCAGAUUUUCAUCUCGUCGUGGAAAAUGUACAGAUCUGUACUCUGAUUGCGGUACGAAUUUCAUUGGUGCAAAUAAAGAACUGCAGAUUUUAUAUAACCGAAAUAAGUCAUCGCUACCAGAGGAAUUGCUAGAAAUACUGGCUACUGAUGGAACUCAGUGGCACUUUAUACCACCAGCUACACCAAAUUUCGGCGGUCUUUGGGAAGCCGGCGUUAAGUCGACAAAGUACCAUCUUAAACGUUUACUAGAUUGCAAGGUUGUUACUUAUGAAGAAUUAAGCACUUUUCUGGCUCAAAUAGAAAGUUGUCUAAACUCUAGACCUCUGUGUCCAUUAAACAAUGAUCCAACUGAUGCUAAUGCUUUGACACCAUCUCAUUUUCUAAUCGGAGAAGCAACAAACUGUAUACCAGAGGAAAAUUUAUUAGACUGCAACAUUAAUCGACUCACAAGAUGGAAAGCAAUUGAAAAGCUUAAACAACAUUUUUGGCACCGUUGGAGAAAUGAAUGGUUGUGUCGUUUACAAUCUAGGCCUAAGUGGUUGAAACCAAAAAGAAAUACUAAAGUGGGUGAUCUUGUACUUAUUAUUGAUGAACGCUGCCCACCUGGAACAUGGCCGUUAGCUCGCGUGAAGGAAGUGCAUCCUGGUGCAGAUGGUAUCGUACGAGUGGUUACUAUACAAUCCCAUGGAAAAAUCUUUAAGCGACCCGUUUCAAAAAUUGCAUUUUUGCCGUCAGAUGAAGAUUAUGAGAAGCUAAGAAAUAACUCUGACUGA
Messenger RNA from Calliphora vicina (urban bluebottle blowfly), 5256 nucleotides. RefSeq lists its product as uncharacterized. Gene Ontology annotation, biological process: DNA integration. Gene Ontology annotation, molecular function: nucleic acid binding; zinc ion binding. Lineage: Eukaryota; Metazoa; Arthropoda; Insecta; Diptera; Calliphoridae. The transcript has a single exon. The coding region runs from base 1 to 5256 and encodes 1751 amino acids. The record is from RefSeq and is a predicted model, not a curated record.